Molecule: messenger RNA, 2713 nt
Organism: Sardina pilchardus (European sardine)
Lineage: Eukaryota; Metazoa; Chordata; Actinopteri; Clupeiformes; Clupeidae
Exons: 5
Coding region: 434-2374 (646 amino acids)
Biological process (GO): SCF-dependent proteasomal ubiquitin-dependent protein catabolic process
Cellular component (GO): SCF ubiquitin ligase complex
Source: RefSeq, a predicted model, not a curated record
AGUUAGAGCCUAGCUAGCCUAUCUACUCUGAUGAUGUUAGGAUGUUACUGAUUUCUGAGGGAGCUGAAAAGUUCAUUGCUAAUCAGGUGUUUAUGAAUCUGUCGUCUUCUCUUACGCAGAACAAAUAACGUUAAAGCUACACUCAGUCCACACAUGCGAAAUCUUAUUCGAAUAUUAAAAAGCCUGGUUGGUGGUGGUGGAUAGCAGAGGGAAAUAUGGCCAGUUUGCAGAAUAUGAAUGCUGUUCGGCAAUAUACUCUUGGCGUGGCACUGGGCACCGUUCCAGUGUACCGCCGUUUCCGUCAUAUAGAAUUUGCGAUCAGUUCACUCCCUCGAACACCCACGAAUAAUAAUGUGCGGGCUCCGUAGCGAUCAUACAAACUACUUGGACGUUGUGGGGGUCAAAGCAGCUGUCCCGAGUAGGCUGUUGCGAGAUGCCUCUCUUUCGUCAAUCAGAGGUGAAGGGGCAAACCGAGGGUGAAAGGCGCGUGGGAGGAAAGAGGAGGAAGUGCAAGUUUAAAGGUAGUGAACGCCAUGUAACACUAUCAAGGCUGUGUCUCCUGAGCAUUGCAGAAAAUAUGAAUGAUGUGUGGGUCCGUGACUAUGCCCAAAACUACAUGGAUCAGUAUUUUUUCAGAUACAUCAUGGGGCCUUUCAGCCAGCUACCUUCAGAUCUACUAGAGGAGCUCUUGUCUCUGUUGGCAUCACGGCAGCUAGUGAGCCGGGCUGCCCUGCACCUCAUGUUGGUUCCCCAGCUGCGUCACCUCUCUCUGGGCCGCUGCCCCGGUUUGGUAACAUCCAACCUGUGUGCCAUCAUUGGAGCACGCUGCCAGGCCCUGCUGUCUCUGGACCUCAGAGGCGCAGUGGGGGUCUCCUCCCCAGUCUUGCAGGAGCUCCUGGGGUCUCUGGCCAGCUUGCGCUCCCUCAGUCUGGCCGGGAGCUUGUGUGACGGCCGGGUUCUGCAGACACUACCGACCCAGUGUCCCCUGCUUCGCCACCUGGACGUCAGCCGCUGCCACCACCUGUACCCCGUCAGCCUGCUGUUCCUCUCCCCCAAGCACCCCCAGAGCCCUGGCCUGACAGCCCUCCGUAGCCUGCUAGCCCUGGAUAUAGGCUUUGGGGAGUGGGAGGAGGACGGGCUAGCCACUGCAGUCUUCCUCCUCCUCAGCCUGCCUUGGCUGGAGAGGGUAGCCCUUGAGGCCCUGGGAGAAGCCUGUGUUCUCCUCCGGGAUGGGGAUUUUCAAAAGGUCGAGGAGUUCAUCUGCCGCACACAGAUGCCUAACUUUAGGGACUUGUGGACAGAGAGAGCCAAUGGUGACAAUGUCACGGGCAUGGAAAAAGCGGAAGAGGAGAGCUUUUCUCUGUCUGAGGCAACUAACAGUUGUUUAUGGAUUCAGGACAGUGAAGAUGAAGACGACGGAGAAUCUGACGGGAGAGAAGGAGCUUGCCAUGACUUCACAGGUGCGAUGACUUCGGAGAACACAAGGGGCAAUGGGGCGCUGAAACUGCAACAAGGAGACAGUUUAGAGGGGGUCUGUCUAACAUUGCCUCUUAGGCAAGUCCAAGGAGUAUCAUUUGGAACUCUGGGCCCCCUGGGGCAGCUGUGCCCUGACCUGUCCGUUCUGACGCUGGACUACUCCGAGGAGGAAGAGACCGUGUCUGGUGACCGUGUGGCCAGGGAGCUGGCUAGGUGGUCGGCCAGUUUGCGGAAUCUGACCCUGAGAUUCCCAGGGCCCUUGUCUGAGAUGGCACGUAGCGUAGCGGCCGUCGGCACCUCCCUGACGUCACUCACUUUGGAGGGUGUGCGGGCGGACGGACUCGACCCCCUCCUGCGCCUUUUCAACUCCUGUCCUCAGCUGACAACACUAACCAUUCACAUGGAACCUCCCAGAAUGCACCAGGAAGAGGAAGAUGAAGAUGAAGAGGAGGAGAGGGAAGAAGACCUUCAUGUCUUACCCUCGCUUCCUUGUCUCUCUUGUCUGGCACUGAACUUUGCUUUCGAUCAGCGGCAGAAAAGGACCCCCAUGUCUUGGCGAUCUCUGAAGGGAGCCUUGUGGGCCUUGCUGAAGGGCGCGCCCCUGCUGGAGACGGUCUCGCUGGUCGCCGCUCCGUGCCCCCUGGACCCUGUGUUUCGUCUGGUGCUGGAUCACCCUGCCGCCCCCAGGGGGGCUUCACAGAGCCCUGCGUUCCAGCACUUGCGGGGCUUGAAUCUGGCACGUUCUGAUGUGUCCAUGGCAACUGUGUCACGAUUAGUGGCCAUGGACAUCCCUUUGUCCACGCUGGACCUCAGUGGCUGCUGGGCUGUGACUCUCCAUGACAUCCGCCGUUUAGGAGACACCAGGAGACGUCAGAAGUUGCACGUCACAUGGACAUGAAGUCUGUAUAAGAGUGAAACACCUUGAGCAGUGCCUUUUGACAAUCAUGCACUUAAAACAAACGUUUUAAAUCUAUAAAUGAUCCUAUUCUACAAUAUGCACUAAUAAUUUAUAUCCAGCCACAGACCUUUGAUUACACUAUUUAAUGUUUAUAUUUCAGAUUUGAUUACUGUAGAAUUGAAUCAGCACUUUCCCUUGGAUUUGUAUCUCUGUGAUUAUAUCUGUUUUAUACCCUCAUCUCUUGUGUUCUGGGCUCUUCAAUUAAGAGGCAUGAGGAUCGACGUGUUAAAGAGACCCUAUGCAACUUUUUCAUUGUCAUAAAAUCGCUUAGAAAUCGUU